Penicillium macrosclerotiorum is the source of this 1701-nucleotide messenger RNA. RefSeq names its product dicarboxylic amino acid permease agtA. Lineage: Eukaryota; Fungi; Ascomycota; Eurotiomycetes; Eurotiales; Aspergillaceae. Gene Ontology annotation, molecular function: amino acid transmembrane transporter activity. Gene Ontology annotation, biological process: amino acid transmembrane transport. Gene Ontology annotation, cellular component: membrane. The coding region runs from base 1 to 1701 and encodes 566 amino acids. The record is from RefSeq and is a predicted model, not a curated record. The transcript is spliced from 5 exons.
AUGGUGUCACAGCUCAAGGCGGAGGGCUUCUCCACCGACAGCCCCGUCAAGCGCGAGUACAGCGGCGAUGAAGUCGCGACAGCAGAGGAGGGCGGCCUCGCAGACCCCAACCAUGUUGAUCUUCACCGUGCGCUCAAGGCUCGCCAUAUUACCAUGAUCGCAAUCGGAGGAGCAAUCGGAACGGGUCUCAUUAUUGGCACCGGAGAAGCCCUUGCAAAAGCGGGUCCUGGUGCAAUUCUAAUCGCUUAUGCCUGGGUUGGCUUUAUCGUGUACCUCGUGAUGUGUGCACUGGGUGAAAUGGCAGCGUGGCUUCCUCUACCGUCCGGGUUCACUGGCUACGCAGUUCGGUUCUGUGACCCAGCGCUAGGAUUCACCCUUGGCUGGACGUAUUGGUUCAAAUAUAUCAUUCUGUCGCCAAAUCAAUUGACCGCCGGAGCACUCGUGAUACAAUAUUGGCUUCCACAAGAAAAAGUCAAUGCGGGCGUGUGGAUCACAAUCUUCUUGAUCAUGAUCGUCUGUAUCAACUAUUUCGGCGUGCGAUUCUUUGGCGAGUUCGAGUUCUGGCUAUCGUCCUUCAAGGUGGUCGUCAUCAUCGGUAUCAUUCUUCUGUCCUUCAUCCUGAUGCUGGGUGGCGGCCCCGACCAUGACCGGAAAGGGUUCCGUUACUGGAAAAACCCAGGAGCUUUCAACACAUAUAUCGAAACCGGGGAUGCUGGACGAUUUUUGGCCUUCUGGUCCACGAUGGUAUCGGCCACUUUCGCCUAUCUGGGCACCGAGUUGGUGGGUGUGACUGUGGGCGAGGCACAAAACCCGCGCAAAACUAUCCCUCGUGCGAUCAAGUUGACCUUCUUCCGUAUUCUUUUCUUCUACGUGCUCUCGGUUCUUCUCGUCGGUACUCUGGUGCCCUACAAUGACAAGAAACUUGCAUUUGCCGUGAAGGCGAGCAGCUCCGCUGCUGCCUCUCCGUUCGUUGUUGCCAUCGAAAACUCGGGAAUCCCCGUUCUAUCACACAUUAUGAACGCGUGCAUCCUACUUUUCGUUUUCUCGGCGUCUAAUUCGGAUCUGUACAUCGCCACUCGAACAAUUUACGGCCUUGCUCGUGAAGGCAAGGCGCCCAAGAUCUUUGCUCGUACGGACCGCCGUGGAGUUCCCGUCUUUGCGCUCGGAAUCAGCUCUCUAUUUGCGCUGUUAGCCUAUAUGAAUGUAUCCAGCGAUUCGAAGACUGUGUUCAAGUACUUCGUGAACUUGGUGAGCAUGUUCGGUCUCUUGACCUGGAUUUCUAUUCUCGUUACACACAUCCAUUUCGUUCGCGCACGCAGAGCACAAAACGUCCCUGACUCCGAGUUGGCAUACGUGGCUCCGUUCGGUAUCUAUGGAUCCUAUGGUGCCUUGGGGUUCUGCGUCCUCAUCGCGCUCACCAAGAACUACGACGUGUUUACCCACAAUGCGAAAUGGGGCAACUUCGACUACAAGAACUUCAUUACCGCAUACCUUGGCAUUCCCCUGUACUUGAUCCUGCUUUUCGGAUACAAGUUCAUCACUAAAUGCGAGGGCGUCAAGCCCAGCACCGCGAAUUUGUUCGAGGGCAAGGACGAGAUUGACCGCGAAGAGGCCGCUUUUCUUGCUCGGAAGGCUGCCGAAGAGGAGAAACAUACCCAGUCUCAUUGGUUCUAUCGCACCUUUGUUUCAUGGCUCUUUUAA